Molecule: messenger RNA, 1394 nt
Organism: Neomonachus schauinslandi (Hawaiian monk seal)
Lineage: Eukaryota; Metazoa; Chordata; Mammalia; Carnivora; Phocidae
Gene: CLUL1
Product: clusterin like 1
Exons: 9
Coding region: 66-1394 (442 amino acids)
Source: RefSeq, a predicted model, not a curated record
UCCUUUCAGAAGCUGGUGGUAACCUCACUGAGGAGAUACUGCAAAGUUAGUGUAACAGCAGGAACAUGAAGCCAUCACUCUUGGUGUUUAUUGUGUAUCUGCUAUGGUUGAAAGACUGUCACUGUGCACCUACUUGGAAGGACAACACCGAUAUCCAUGGAAACCUGAAGGGUUUUUCUGAGGUUGGAGACAUAGAUGUAGACGAAGAGGUGAAGAAAGCUUUGAUUGGUAUGAAGCAGAUGAAAAUCAUGAUGGAAAGAAGAGAGGUGGAACAUACCAAUCUGAUGAAAACCCUGAAGAAAUGCAGAGAAGAAAAGCAGGAAGCCCUGAAACUCAUGAAUGAAGUUCAGGAACAUCUGGAAGAAGAAGAAAGCCUAUGUCAGGAGUCUCUGACAGAUUCCUGGGAUGAAUGCAAGUCUUGCCUGGAGAGCAACUGCAUGAGAUUUUACACAACCUGCCAAUCUAGUCAGUCCUCUAUGAAAAAUACGGUCGAACAGUUUUUCAGGAAGAUAUAUCAAUACCUGUUUCCUUUCCAUGAGGAUAAUGAAAAAGAUCUCCCUGUGGGUGAAAAGUUCAUUGAGGAGGACGCACAAGUGGCUCAAAUAGAGAAUGUGUUCAGCCAGCUGACUGUGGAUGUGAGAUUUCUCUUUAACAGAAGCCUUAACGUCUUCAAACAGAUGCAGCAAGAAUUUGACCAGACUUUUCAAUCAUAUUUCAUGUCCGAUACAGACUUAAUGCAGCCUAACUUUCUUCCAGCUUUAUCCAAAGAGCCAAGGGAAAAAGCGGAUCCUGUGCAAGGUUGGGACAUUCCCAGCUUCUUCCAGCUCUUUUGUAAUUUCAGUCUCUCUAUUUAUCACAGUAUCAGCACAACCAUCACCAAGACACUGAAUGCAAUAGAGGAUUUACCAAAACAAGGCAAAGAUUCUAACCAUGGAAGCCUGAGUUCAAAGGUGUUUCCUGUGCAAGACAGAGAACCGUGUGGAGAACUUGGCCAGAAUUUGUCAGAAUGUUUCCAGUUUCAUGCCAGAUGCCAAAAAUGUCAGGACUACCUGUGGGAAGACUGUCCUGAUGUACCCGAACUACACACAAAAGUAGAUGAGGCCCUCGCAUUGGUCAACAUCUCCCAUCAGCAGUAUGCCCAGGUUCUCCAGAUGACCCAGCAUCACCUAGAGGACACCACAUAUCUGAUGGAGAAGAUGAGAGAGGAAUUUGGCUGGGUGGCUGAACUGGCAAACCAGACUCCAGGAACUGAGAACGUCUCCAAUUCCAUAAAGAUUCCUUUUAGGAAGUUUGAGAGCAAAAAAUUAGGAAAUACAACAGUGGGGGUUGGAAUCCAGGUGAUCCUGGGCGCGGAGGCUAUACUAAUGGCUUUACAGACAUCCAUUUUAAGGUAA